UGUUCACACGUUCUGUUUGAACACCAAGAUGGUUAUAACGUACACUGCUCUGACAUUGUGUUCACUGUUCGCUGUCGCUGUAGGCGUGGGAUGUCCAAACGGAUUCAUCCCCCAUAAGGCCAGCUGUCACGCCGCUAUCCGCCAGCUGGCCACGUGGGCCGAGGCCAGGGAGUACUGUGCAGCCGUGGGGGCGGGGCUGAGUCACGUGGAGACUGUAGAAGAACAACAUUACCUGGAGGGAUUAGUGAAGUCAGUGAGAGGCAACUACUGGCUAGGAGGCUUCGAUCAGCUGGAGGAAAAUAUUUGGAUAUGGGACACGAACCGAACUAGAAUCGAAACUUUCUUCUGGUACCCCGGCAAACCGAAUGGCGGACCCAGCCACAACUGUCUGUACAUGGAGAGGCAGUACCAUUACAAAUGGUCGGACUACACCUGCGGAUCCCGGAUGUACUUCGUCUGUGAGCGACCCGCUCAAGUGGUGAAGCACACUGUCAAGAACGUCUUCAUAACCGUCACCCAGGGAACAAAUCCUGCAGAGGGAUAAGAUGUUUCAUCUCUUUGACAAAGUUCCCAUAUAACCGUAAAUAAAAUGUGUUGAGUGUGUCGUUAAAUAAAA
Molecule: messenger RNA, 616 nt
Organism: Gigantopelta aegis
Lineage: Eukaryota; Metazoa; Mollusca; Gastropoda; Neomphalida; Peltospiridae
Product: perlucin-like
Exons: 5
Coding region: 29-544 (171 amino acids)
Biological process (GO): biological process involved in interspecies interaction between organisms
Cellular component (GO): external side of plasma membrane
Molecular function (GO): carbohydrate binding
Source: RefSeq, a predicted model, not a curated record